AUGAAGGCGACCUUCUCAACUGCCCUCCUUGUUCUAGUCUCAGUGUGGACUUCCUUUGCAGUUGAUUUCCCUCUCCCUAUGAGCCCUCGCGUGACCGACGAGGUCUUCCAGGAGACAAAGGCCUUGUGCAACAAGAACGUAAGGAAUUGCUGGAUGCUUUCCUACUUCAAGCCCAAUGAGCCUAUAUGUGCCACUGACCAAGUUACCUACGGCGGCGAGUGCCAUCUCUGCUCCAGAAUUCUAUAUGAAAGCAGAACCAUAGUUAAAAUGCAUGAUGGAGAAUGUGUAAGUGUGGAUGUGGGCAGGUGCCUACAAAAGCCAGAGGCACUGGGCCCCGUGGAUCUUGACUUACAGGUGGCUGAGCUACCUGACUUCAGUCCUCUGCAAGAGCAACACGCGUUCUUAACCACUCAGCUGUCUCCAGCUUGGAAUUCAGAGUUGUAUUGA
Molecule: messenger RNA, 447 nt
Organism: Arvicola amphibius (Eurasian water vole)
Lineage: Eukaryota; Metazoa; Chordata; Mammalia; Rodentia; Cricetidae
Gene: Spink8
Product: serine peptidase inhibitor Kazal type 8 (putative)
Exons: 5
Coding region: 1-447 (148 amino acids)
Molecular function (GO): protein binding
Source: RefSeq, a predicted model, not a curated record